Messenger RNA from Rubroshorea leprosula, 1084 nucleotides. NCBI's taxonomy places the organism in Eukaryota, Viridiplantae, Streptophyta, Magnoliopsida, Malvales, Dipterocarpaceae. The record is from the annotation of a GenBank genome assembly.
UGUUUUGCUAUUUUUCUUCACCCCCGACAGCUUCCGAAAAGACCCAACCACCGACUCCCCUUCCCUAGAGAAAAAUCGGUAAGAAGCUUGAGAUUUUCCCUUCUUUUCUUGUUGAAGGACAAGUUUUAGGACUUAGAACUCUCUCUCUCAACCCAGAAAUUUUCAGAUCUGCUGCUGACUUCUCCCUCCUUUGCCGCCGGUUGCUACUGUGGGUAGUGGGUUCGGUUUUUCCGAAUUGCCGCCGGCUUCUACCCCCACUAGGUCCGGUUCUGCAACUGGAAAAUUCUGGUGCUAUCAUGGCUUAGAGCACUGGGAUUGAGUCCUCGGUUUAUGUGACUGAGGUAAGUAAAUUAUGGUAAUGCCUUUCGAUUUUAAAGUACAUUUUAGUUUGUUUUUGAAGUGGUGGCGGGACUAAACUCGUUUUACACAAGCAUGAUCGAUUUGAAAUGAAAUUAUUUUUUUUUUAUUGAAUUGAGCAUGCCUACUUGAAAUUUAAUUCAUUGUCCCGAUGAUCUGAAAGUGAUUGGUGAAGUGUGAUUUUCUGUUAAAUUCUGCCUGUUUUGUCUCCAAUAUGGUCAUGUUAUUCGUGUGCCCGCAAGUGGGAGGUUUAUAAAUGCUAGCACAUGUCGACAUGUAUUUCUAUAGAGUCGGUUCCUCCUUGUUAAACACUGGUAUUUCUGUGAUCCUGCUAGUGAGAUUAUAUACUAGUAAAUCGUGUGCCUGUCAAUGGGAGGUUUAUAACACUGGCCAUGACCUAUAGAGGAGACGUUUAUUUCGUUUCCGUACUCGUACCUGUUUUUCUUGAUUAUACUAGUCAGCAUGCUAUAAGUUUAAUUAAGGGCUAUCCAUAUUUACUUACUGAGUUAUCUCAUAGUUUUUUCUUGUCCAUCAUUUCAGGAAACGAAGUUAAGGACGGGGAAAAACAAGGGGAGUGACGAGUUAGAAGGCUAGUCAUCUUGUAAAUUGAGCAUAGAUUUAGAUAUAAAUCAUAAUCUUAUAAAUUAGACUUUAUUUGGAGAUUUUAUGAUAUCAAAGCAAAUUUUAUAACUUUAUCUUCAGAUUGUGGUAUGAUAAGUUUCGAGUC